Kuraishia capsulata CBS 1993 is the source of this 1641-nucleotide messenger RNA. RefSeq lists its product as uncharacterized. The transcript has a single exon. Gene Ontology annotation, molecular function: thiaminase activity; phosphomethylpyrimidine kinase activity; hydroxymethylpyrimidine kinase activity. Bases 1 to 1641 code for a protein of 546 amino acids. Gene Ontology annotation, cellular component: cytosol. Gene Ontology annotation, biological process: thiamine biosynthetic process. NCBI's taxonomy places the organism in Eukaryota, Fungi, Ascomycota, Pichiomycetes, Pichiales, Pichiaceae. The record is from RefSeq and is a predicted model, not a curated record.
AUGACAAUUGACACGGAAAUAGUUGAUCUAAGAUAUUUGUCAAGCUCUGUUACUAACACGACGCUCCCAACUGUAUUGACGGUGGCGGGCUCGGACUCGUCAGGCGGAGCAGGGAUUGAAGCCGAUAUAAAGACUAUAACGGCUCAUGGCUGUUACGCCUUGACCUGUAUUACUGCUCUGACGGCUCAGAACACAACGGGUGUCAAGGCCAUUUAUCCUACGCCCAAAGAAAGCAUCAAUGGCAUCUUGGAGGCUAACUUUAGUGAUAUCAAUGUUAAUGUGGUCAAGACUGGGCUUCUGACGGCCGAAGCAGCUGAGUUAUUGCCUAAAUAUCUUGAAAAAUACCAUAAGGGAAAACCUCUCGUUGUUGACCCAGUUAUUGUGGCGGCAUCAGGUGACUCCUUGGCAAAAAUUGAGGAUCUCAAAAUAUCAAUUGACAAUCUGUUUCGCAAGGCCACCAUCAUCACUCCCAACAUCGAGGAGUGCGGUGCUAUUGUAUCCACCCUUAGAAAUCUGAGCACAAUUGCGCCGUGCAAUAUUUCCACUGUGGAAGACUUGAAGGUCAUCGCUAAGACAAUUCAAGAAGGGACCAAAUGUGUUGGUGUUCUGGUAAAGGGAGGCCAUUGUCCGUUUGAUUCUGAGGGCAUAUCGGUCAAGGUUUCCAAAAAGAGCCCAGUUAGUGUGUUUGAUGUGUUUUACGAGGGCCACACCCAGAACUUCACCGUUUUCAAGGCAAAUUACAUUGUUACCAAAAGCUCUCAUGGGACUGGGUGUACGCUGGCUUCGGCAAUUGCAGCCAAUCUGGGUAGAGGCCUCAAGAUGAAGUUUGCAGUCGACUCUGCAUUAAAGUACGUUCAUUCGGGAAUUCUUUCGGCAGACAGCACCUUUGGAAAGGGAUCAAUCGGUCCUCUAAACCAUAUCUUCCAUGUUGCUGCUCCAAUUGCGAUUGCGUCUGCGUCUCGUCUCCCUUUCACUGAAGGCCAUUUCGUGGACUAUCUCCUGGGACAUCCAAUAGUUAAACCUGUUUAUGAGAGAUACAUUCACCACGAUUUUGUUAGAAGGGUGGCAGAUGGAUCCUUGGAGCGUUCAAAAUUUGAGCAUUAUCUUCAACAGGACUAUGCCUAUUUAUUAUCCUACGCCCGUGUUCAUUCAUUGGCCGCUAGUGUCGCGCCUGAGCUCAAAGAUAUCGAGGCGGAGGGAAGAAUACUUCUAAAAGUCGCUGAGGAAAUGGAGCAUCAUCGCCAGCAGCUGGAGAAUUUGGGAAAAGACACCAGUAACAUCAAAAUGGGAAGAGCAUGUCAAGAAUAUGCGGAUUACCUCCUGGAUCUUUCCAAGUCUGGAGACUGGCUGGAGAUCAACGUAGCUCUUGCACCAUGUCUAUUGGGAUAUGCCUCUGCUGCCAAAUGGGGAUUGCAACUCUACCACGGAGAUAUGGAUCCCAAGGAUGAAUACUACAAGUGGUUAGCGGAUUAUUCCUCGGAUUGGUACGAGGAGUCUUGCGAUUUGGGCAGACAAGUUUUGGAGUCACAUGGGGCAAGCAUCUCGGUCACUAAGUUGUCCAAGCUUGUGAAGAUCUUUGCAGACGUUACCCAGUUAGAGGUGAACUUUUGGAGUGCCUCUUUAGCUUACGAGGGAAAAUGA